This is a messenger RNA of Pteropus alecto (black flying fox), 2392 nucleotides long. RefSeq names its product death domain associated protein (gene DAXX). Gene Ontology annotation, molecular function: histone binding. Bases 221 to 2392 code for a protein of 723 amino acids. The transcript has 8 exons. The record is from RefSeq and is a predicted model, not a curated record. Lineage: Eukaryota; Metazoa; Chordata; Mammalia; Chiroptera; Pteropodidae.
GGGUGGGGUGAGAGGGAGGGGAUUCGAGGUGAAAUACCUUCGACUAGCGAGUUUGAGACCCGUCAGGGGGUGGAAUAUGUAGAUAAUUCAGAAAGGGGAAUGUAUUGUUGGGAGGGAACUUUCUUCGCCUCAGAGACUCUAGGAGUUGGGGUGAUCCUUCAGGAUGGGCAGGAAUUUCGAAAUCCCCAACACUUCCUCCUUCCGGGGGAUUUGAUCCCCCAUGGCCACCGCUAACAGCAUCAUUGUGCUGGAUGAUGAUGAUGAAGAUGAAGCAGCUCAGCCAGGGCCCUCCCACCCAGCCCCCAAGGAGGCCUCAGCCUCACCCCAGGCAGAAGCCCCUGGCUCCUCGCAGCCCCAUGGUGCGGAAGGAAGCGGCAAGAAAUGCUACAAAUUGGAGAAUGAGAAGCUGUUUGAAGAGUUCCUUGAACUGUGUAAGGCGCACACAGCAGACCACCCUGAUGUGGUUCCAUUCCUCUAUAAACGGCAGCAGCGGGCCCACUCUCUGUUUUUGGCCUCAGCGGAGUUCUGCAACAUCCUGUCUCGGGUCCUAUCUCGGGCCCAGAGCCGGCCAGCUAAGCUCUAUGUCUACAUUAAUGAGCUCUGUACUGUUCUCAAGGCGCACUCAGCCAAGAAAAAGCUGAACCUGGCCCCCGCUGCCACCACCCCUAGUGAGCCCUCUGGUAGUAACCCUUCCACAGACCCCUCCUUAGACCCCACAAAUGCGGAGACCACUGGCUCUGAGGCCCCAAGGACCCGUGGUUCCCGGCGGCAGAUCCAGCGCUUGGAGCAGCUGCUAGCACUCUACGUGGCGGAGAUUCGGCGGCUGCAAGAAAAGGAGUUGGAUCUCAAAGAAUUGGAUGACCCAGACUCCACAUACCUGCAGGAGGCAAGGUUGAAGCGGAAGCUGAUCCGCCUCUUUGGGCGGCUGUGUGAGCUAAAAGACUGCUCUUCACUGACAGGUCGCGUCAUAGAGCAGCGCAUUCCCUACCGAGGCACCCGCUACCCAGAGGUUAACAGGCGCAUUGAGCGGCUCAUCAACAAGCCAGGGCCUGAUACCUUCCCUGACUAUGGAGAUGUGCUGCGGGCUGUAGAGAAGGCAGCUGCUCGGCACAGCCUUGGCCUCCCCCGGCAGCAGCUCCAGCUCAUGGCCCAAGAUGCUUUCCGAGAUGUGGGCAUCAGGUUACAGGAGCGACGCCACCUUGAUCUCAUCUAUAAUUUUGGCUGUCACCUCACAGAUGACUAUAGGCCAGGCAUUGACCCCGCACUGUCAGAUCCCGCCCUAGCCCGGCGCCUGCGGGAAAACCGGAGCUUGGCUAUGAGCCGACUGGAUGAAGUCAUCUCCAAAUAUGCGAUGAUGCAAGACAAGAGUGAGGAGGGCGAGAGACAGAAGAGAAGAGCUCGGCUACCCCAAGCCACCUCUUCCCAUUCCACAGACCCCCCUAAAGCCUCCUUGGAUUCUGGUGAGGGCCCUAGUGGAAUGGCAUCCCAGGAGUGCCCUACCACCUCCAAGGUUGAGACAGAUGAUGGGGAAGAUGAAGAAAGUGAGGAAGAGGAAGAGGAGGAGGUCACAGAUUCUGAAGAGGAGGAGGAUCUGGAACAGAUGCAGGAAGGUCAAGGGGAUGAUGAAGAGGAGGAGGAGGAAGCAGGUAAAGAUGGAGACAGGAGCCCCAUGUCCCCACCACAGAUCUCCACUGAAAAGAACUUGGAACCCAGCCAAGGGAUCAACAGGUCUUCAGGGGAACAGCAAAACAAAGGACUUAGAGUGUCAUCAUCUCCACUGUCAGAAGAGCCCCUGGCUACCUCCAGUAUAGAUGCUGAAAGCAAUGGGGAAUACCUUGAGGAGUUGCCCUUGGAGAAAGAGAGCCCUGUGUCUCAGGUCUUUGAGCUAGAGAUUGAAGCCUUGACUGUGGAUACCACCCCUUCCCCCGAGGAAGGAGACAUUUCCUCUUCCAGGAAGCAAUCAGAGGACCCCCUCACCACUGUCCUGGAGAAUGGAGCAGCCAUGGUCACCUCAACUUCCUUCAAUGGAGGUGUCUCUCCUCAUACCUGGAGAGAUUCCAGUCCCCCUUGCAAGAAAUCUCGGAAGGAGAGGCAAAUGGGAGCAGGGCCAGUAGGAAACAGCUUUGUGGAAGGGCAUGAGAAGACUGGGAAGAAGAUAUGUACCCUGCCCCACCCACCUUCCCCCUUGGCUUCCAUGGCCCCAGUUGCUGAUUCCUCAACGAGGGUGGACUCUCCUAGCCAUGGCUUGGUGACCAGCUCCCUCUGUAGCCCAUCUCCAGCCCGGUUGACCCUAAACCCCCAGUCAAAACCCUCCCAGUCUGGUACUUACAAGAUGAGUGUGGCCACACAAUGUGAUCCAGAGGAGAUCAUCGUGCUCUCAGACUCUGAUUAG